Leptopilina heterotoma is the source of this 1392-nucleotide messenger RNA. Its product is annotated as sulfotransferase family cytosolic 1B member 1. Gene Ontology annotation, cellular component: cytoplasm. Lineage: Eukaryota; Metazoa; Arthropoda; Insecta; Hymenoptera; Figitidae. Gene Ontology annotation, biological process: sulfation. Bases 251 to 1273 code for a protein of 340 amino acids. The record is from RefSeq and is a predicted model, not a curated record. Gene Ontology annotation, molecular function: sulfotransferase activity. The transcript has 6 exons.
AAUUAUUGUCAGAUUCAAAAGGAACGUCAAACUGUUCACGCAUCUUAAAAGGAACAAAAAUUUCCUCCCAACUCUUAAUAAUCAAUUUUUUUUUCUUUUCGUCAAAAUUAAUUUAAACUUUAUUUAUUUAUUUUAUUAAAAAACUUUUUUUUUCUAAUUAAAGUGAAGAAACCAAAUUUUCAUUUUUUGUGCAAAUUUUUUUUUUUUUUUUUUUUUUGGUGAAUGAAAAAAGAAUAGGACAAAAAAGAAAAUGGAUUCAAAAAUACCAAGUUAUCAAUUUUUGAAUUCGGAGAAAACUGAGGAGAUGCUUAAAGUAUUUAAAGGUGAACGAACUGGUUGGGUGCAAGUUGGUGAAAAAAAAUGGUUCUUCCCUUAUCGUUAUACGGAACAGGGUGAAGGAUUUUAUAAUUUCAAGGCGAAAUCCUCUGACACUUGGGUCAUUUCAUAUCCGAGAUCAGGGACAACAUGGACGCAGGAACUUGUUUGGCUUUUGAGCAAUAAUUUGGACUAUGAAACGGCUGGAAAAAUAAAACUUGCCGAGAGAUUUCCAUUUUUAGAAUUCAGUAUGUUUAAUCAUCCGGAAGUGACUAAGGCACUAUUAAAUUGGAACAAAGGCGAUCCAGUGAAACAACAAUUGUGCAAGGAAAUUGCAAGGCCCGGUUAUCAACUUCUAGAGGCACUUCCGUCACCACGAUUUAUCAAAACGCAUUUCCCAUUAAGUCUCCUGCCAAAUAUUUUAGAUUCCGGUUGUAAGAUCGUCUAUGUUGCUAGAAAUCCUAAGGACGUCGCCGUUUCUUGGUACAUACAAAAUAAGGCAUUUAUCACUCAAGGCUACAUUGGCGAAUUUCCCGAAUUUUGGAAUUACUUUAAAAACGAUUUAACCGCAUGGAGUCCUUACUGGGAGCACUUGAAGGAAGCUUGGAAUCAAAGAAACCACAAGAAUCUCCUCUUUCUAUUUUACGAAGAAUUACAAGCAGAUUUUCUGUCAACUAUAAAACGAGUAGCGAAAUUUCUCGAUAAAUCCUACAACGAUGAAGAAUUAAAGAAAUUAAUCGACUAUCUGGAUAUAAAGAAUUUCAAAAACAAUCCAAUGGUCAAUUUCGAGGAAUUACAAGAUUGUGGAAUUCUUCUAAUGAAAGGCGUAUUCGUCAGACAGGGACAAAAUGGAAAUUGGAAAUCAGUUUUCAGCAGAGAAAUCGAAGAAGAAGCUGAUCAAUGGAUAGCGGAUAAUUUAAAGGAUACGGAUUUGGUAUUUCCUACCAAAAAUCAAUGAGCAUCCAAGAAGGAAAGUUUAAUUUUUGAAAGAAAAAGUGUAAAAAGAAGGAAUUUUUUCAAAAAGAAAGUUUAGUGAUCUUAUUUUUUAUUGAAGAUACUCAGCAAUUGUACAAUUUA